Messenger RNA from Zea mays, 300 nucleotides. RefSeq names its product endoglucanase 4. The transcript has a single exon. Lineage: Eukaryota; Viridiplantae; Streptophyta; Magnoliopsida; Poales; Poaceae. Bases 1 to 300 code for a protein of 99 amino acids. Gene Ontology annotation, molecular function: hydrolase activity, hydrolyzing O-glycosyl compounds. Gene Ontology annotation, biological process: carbohydrate metabolic process. The record is from RefSeq and is a predicted model, not a curated record.
AUGUCCUACAUGGUGGGGUUCGGGGCGCGGUACCCGCGGCACGUGCACCACCGCGGCGCGUCCAUGCCAUCGGUGCGCGACCACCCCACGCGCAUCGGCUGCGACGAGGGGUUCCGGUACCUGCACUCGCCGGACCCCGACGCCAACGUGCUCGUGGGCGCCGUCGUCGGCGGGCCUGACGGCAGCGACGACGCCUUCACCGACAGUCGCGACAACUACGCGCAGACAGAACCCUCCACCUACACCAACACGCCGCUCAUCGGCGCGCUCGCGUUCUUCGCCGUCGGCCGACACCGCUGA